CAAGGUGAGCCAACCAUGACGGGCAAAACACAGACCAGCAACGUAACCAAUAAGAAUGACCCCAAGUCCAUCAACUCGAGGGUUUUCAUCGGCAAUUUAAAUACAGCCAUCGUCAAAAAAGUUGACAUUGAAGCUAUUUUCUCAAAGUACGGGAAAAUUGUUGGCUGCUCCGUUCACAAAGGGUACGCCUUUGUCCAGUACAUGAGUGAGCGCCAUGCAAGAGCAGCAGUGGCUGGAGAAAAUGCCAGGGUCAUCGCGGGCCAGCCUCUUGAUAUUAACAUGGCAGGGGAACCCAAACCUUAUAGACCAAAGCCUGGAAACAAGAGGCCGCUGUCUGCUCUUUAUAGGCUUGAAUCAAAGGAGCCAUUCCUGUCUGUUGGUGGUUAUGUCUUUGACUAUGAUUACUACAGAGAUGAUUUCUACAAUCGGCUGUUUGAUUAUCAUGGGCGUGUGCCUCCACCUCCUCGAGCUGUCAUCCCCCUGAAGCGUCCCAGAGUGGCUGUCACCACCACACGUAGGGGAAAAGGUGUCUUUUCCAUGAAAGGGGGUUCCAAAUCUACUGUUGGUGGGUCAUCUUCAUCAGGCUCUAAAUUGAAAUCAGAUGAGUUACAGACAAUCAAGAAAGAAUUAACCCAGAUCAAAACUAAAAUUGACUCCUUGCUAGGGCGCCUGGAGAAGAUUGAGAAGCAGCAGAAAGCAGAGGCAGAAGCUCAGAAGAAGCAAUUGGAAGAGAGUAUAGAGCUGAUCCAAGACGAGUGUGUGUCAGAGAAUGCAGACCACUCCACAGAGGAGCCUGCUGAAGGAGGGCAAGAAGCGGAUGGAGGAGAAAUGACUGAUGGGGUAGAGGAGGACUUCGAUGAAGAUGGGGGUCACGAGCUGUUUCUACAGAUAAAGUGAUCUGAAGUUGUAUACAAUAUUGUAAAAGAAGAAAAAGAGGCUUUGACAUGCGGAGAAAUAUCAAAGGUGAUUUCAUUCUGAACAGCAGCACCUCCACUUCAGUUUAUGUAAAGCCCCAGUCAUAUGGACCAUACUGUUCACUUUUAGACAUACCAUUUCUUAUGUGUUAAAAGCUAUAAAAUUGUCAUUUUAUGGUUUACAUGGUAAAUGUGUUUUCCCUCUUUUUAAUUAUGUUUUGUAAGUAUUAAAGUGUGAAGAACAUUAAUGAAUGGUGAGAGAGACACUGUAUACAAAUGUAUAUUUGUAAAAGCUAUUUUUAUGAUUAGCAUGUGUCAUUGUUGAUCACAUAGUCACAUAGUAUUGCAAUUCUACAUUUAAAGCUUGUUUCCAGCAAUGUCAUAUGGAGAAUAUACAUUGUAUGCUAGUUUCUAUAAUUUAUUUUCUAUUUAUAGUUUAAGGUUCUUUAGACUAUGAGGAAAACUAUUUGAAAAAGCUAUAUUUCUGCCCUUUCUAAGCACCAUUUUAUUAAUAAAAGAAUGCCGUUAUUUCAGAAGUGAUGCAACCAUUUAAGGACACUGGUUUGACCUGUGAGCAUGCUUGGCACUAGUGAGCUGAAAUGACCCAAAAAUCACCUCUUACUUGAGACUGACUGUAAAAUUCUGCAGACAGUUUUCAGUAUUUGGAAAGAUGAGAAGUAGACUAAUAAGAAAAAGACUGUCUUGUCCUAGGAUCCCAAAAUUUCAGUUAGUGCACACACCCCUUCAUCUCAUUCCCUAGUCCUCAGAAUCCUCUAUUCCCAAGCACUGUAUUUUCCAAAAUCUCUUGGAUAUUGUCUUGUGCAGUGGAAAAGGGAGAGACCAUCCCUACAGGA
This is a messenger RNA of Alexandromys fortis (reed vole), 1768 nucleotides long. It is a transcript of the gene Ralyl, whose product is annotated as RALY RNA binding protein like. Gene Ontology annotation, cellular component: nucleus. The record is from RefSeq and is a predicted model, not a curated record. Gene Ontology annotation, molecular function: RNA binding. The transcript is spliced from 8 exons. The coding region runs from base 16 to 897 and encodes 293 amino acids. Lineage: Eukaryota; Metazoa; Chordata; Mammalia; Rodentia; Cricetidae.